This is a messenger RNA of Mya arenaria, 4770 nucleotides long. Its product is annotated as aftiphilin-like. Gene Ontology annotation, cellular component: AP-1 adaptor complex; trans-Golgi network membrane. NCBI's taxonomy places the organism in Eukaryota, Metazoa, Mollusca, Bivalvia, Myida, Myidae. The record is from RefSeq and is a predicted model, not a curated record. Gene Ontology annotation, molecular function: clathrin binding. The transcript is spliced from 10 exons. Bases 170 to 2872 code for a protein of 900 amino acids. Gene Ontology annotation, biological process: intracellular transport.
CAAUCUAUUUCAAGGUCCAAAAUAACUUGCAUUGCUUAAAAACUGUAGUUUUUCUUUCAUGACAAAUACAAGUAAAAAGGGGGAGGGGUUUGCGCUAUCAUUAAGGGGAUCUAGUCUGAAAUAAUAGACAUGUUAUUCUGGAUUCUUCAAAUCCCUAACGUCUAAACAGAUGUCCAACGUAAUUCCGAUGGUAUCUGCCUCGCCCCCACCGGACGAUGGUGGGGGAUUUGAUGACUGGGGAGAAGAUGAUGAUGAGUUUGGAACCUUCGCUUCUGCCCCCUGCACAAGUUUUACUAAAGAUAAACACUUCCAUGCAGAGUUUCCUCCUGCAGGCAAGCACAGUGAUGUUUUUCAUGACAAUACAUUGAAAAACUCUGCGGUUAAAGACAUAAAAGAGCCAAAUGAUUUAGAACAGUUCCAGUUUGAGGAAAGUCCGACAACUAUGGAUCAAUGUGGACAGGACCAACCCAAUAGAACUGGUGGUCUAGUUGACUCUGGGGUUUACAGCUCCAAUGUGUCGCCAAUACAGUCAACAGUGGAUAGUUCAAAAGACAUUGUAUCAGAACAUCAAGAUCAUAAAAAAACUGAUGUAACUGAAAACUGUUCUUGUAACUUAAAUUCAGUUCCGAAUCACUCAGAAAAUAUAACUGAUUAUGAUAAAACUCAGGAAGAAAUCAUAUCAAAUAUUGAUAACCAUUCAAUGAAUGGACCAGUUCUACAUGAAGAUGGCAUUCCUCCUGUUGACAUUCCACCAGACAAUGUUCAGAACUCAGUAGAUGUGGCAUGUACGACAGAGAAUAUGAAAAGUGAAAGUUCACUUAUUGUUGACAACCAUAGCUCAUCAAGUGAGGAUCCUGAACCCAAUACAUUUAAUAAAUGUGUUAAGAAUGAUAACAUAAAUGAUGAAACACAAGAUUCGAAUGUUUCUGUUGAGACCGAACAGACAUUUAGGUUUUCUACAUCUGCAGAAGAAUUAACCUCUCAUUCUAAAAAUGUUGAGAGUGACAAGGAACCUCCUGAAACAAUUUAUGACAAUGAAGAAGUCAGUUCUGGACAAAAAGUUAACUCUGAAAGAGAGGAGGAGUCAGCUGAGCAAUCAGGUGUUCAAGAAGUGUGUUCAGAUGAUAAAAUAUCAGGUAAUGAAACAAACACUUUACCCAAUGAUGAAAGUCAAGCAUCAAAAGGAGAGACCAAUGCAAGUAUUGGUUCUUCACCAGAGUCAGUAGAAUGCAGUGCAAAUACAAACAAUGAAUUAGAAGAACAACAUUCCCAGUCACAAAUAGACACACUUGAUUCAAAUGAUGAAAUAUCAGAGUGUGACAUUGACCAUAAACAAAACUCUGAUCAUAUUGAUGAUGCUGCAGCACAGUCUUCAGGUAUUGGUGAUGAGUUAUCAAGUGCUAAAUGUCAACAGAGUGAAAGCAAUACAAACACUCUUGGUGCAAUCAGUGGUGAUGAAGUGACAAAUGUUGAAACAGACAACAGAAUACCAGAGGCUGUGUCUUGUGAUGAUGAGGAGUUUGGUAAUUUUGGUACAUUUGAUUCAAAUGAUAGUGCAACUUCAUGUCCAGAUACAAAUGAUAGCAUAGAAAACAAACAUUCCAUUGAUGGAACAAAAGAUGUGAUUGAAGUAUCUGUUGAUCAGGAGACUAUGCCUGAGCCUAGUGAUAAAGUUGCAGACACUGAUUCUGAAAGUGAUGAUUUUGGUGACUUUGGGACAGUUGAAGGUUCUGAAUGGUCAGAAUUUCCAAAAUCAGUUAAAGUUGAGAACUCCGACCAAAGCCAAGACAAGGACAACAGUGCUUUCACUGAAUUCUCUUCAACAUCCGGUGAAAAUCCAGCAAAAGUUGAAGACAAUGAGGCUGGAACUUCGGGUGACUGGGCAGCUUUCUCAGAAUCUAAAGCCAGUGCUUUUAGUGAAUUUGACACUGCAGAUGGGGAGCCUAAGGAGACCGGAGACUGGGCUGCUUUUUCGGAACCUCAGACACUCGACGCUGCCGCUGAUGAUGAUGUGGAUGAUGACUGGGGUGACUUUGGCCAGGAGGAUACUCCAUCGACAGAAUUAGCAACCGACUCAUUGAAAACAACAACCAUUCUCCCACCUGGUCAACUCAGCUCUAUGACUAAGGAGGAGAAAAUGAUGUAUGCAGUGACAGCUUGUUUCUCCGGAGAUUGUUCUGAUGGUGAUCUUGCAGAGUUGGAAUUGUCCAUGGGUGAUGUCUUCUCUGUCAGUGGCGGGGAUGUGUGGAAGUGUGUCCAGGGGGCAGGGACAGCAGACUCCCUUACUUACCAGUGGACCAAGUCACAGUGGAACGACCAGCUCUUCACAACGCUACAUGUUGACACUCGCAAUGUGCUUAUAGGCCAUCGGAAGGCCCCAGUGCCGGUGUAUGCAGCAGGUAUGACCAUGCUGGAGCCCAUCAAGGGCUCACCCCCACCAACAAAGCCAGAGUUGUUGCCCCACACUGCCCAGCCCAGUCUCCCUAACACAACUCAGAUGUCAUCAAAAUCAGUCCCACCGCCUUUGAAAAAUGAGAGCAUUCCGGCCGCCCAGUUUGACUGGAGCAGCAGUGGCCUCACUAACCCACUUGAAGCGAACAAUAAAUCAUUGAAUUUGGAUUUUUUAAUUCAGGACCAAGCUACAAAAAGUAGCGAGUUGGAAUCCGAAUUUCUAUCAUCCAUGGUACCUUCCCUCAAACCCAGCAUCCAGCCCCUUGAGAGCCUCCUGGCUAACAUGAAGACCACGCCUACUUUCAAACUCACCAAUCAGGAGAGAGAUAUGAGCCAGGAAGCAGCCAAAAUUGUCCAAUCACUGCCAGACUUGUCAUUUAUGAAAUCUAAUGUGCUCAUGUUUCCAGUCAAGAUGAAUUGAAUCAGUCUCAGUCAUCAAAAUUAGACUUUUGGAUGAACAAGCCUGAAUUCUUCUACUAUUGCUUGGCACUAAAUUUGUUAACAAGCCUUGCUAUAUAAAAUUCAGAAUUUGAGCAAGCCCGGAAGACAUUUUACCUGUGCAGGGCUCGCGGCUUGUGUUAAUUUCGACCACUGCAGUCUGAUGAAUUGUGUUAGUAUUCAAACAAUUCUCUUAAUUUCAAUUUGAAGCUCUUCAUAUGAUCGGAAAAGAUGGCAUUUUCAUUAAACUUUCUGUUUUAAAGUUAAACAUAAUCCAUGUUUUUUUAACAUUCUGAACAUUUAUAGGUUGAAUUAACUAGUUAUAUAGUUGUUAGAAAAAUACUUCAUGUUGAUAGAUUUAUUUUCACUCAAGUUUUAACUAAAUUAUCAAAUUCAGUAAUUUUUGGUGUUCUAGCCAAUUAAGUGUGUGUAACAAUAUUUCUUAAGAACCAAUGGUGUCAAGCAAAAUGUUAUGUAAUGAACUGCUAUGUGUCCGUUAUUGUGAAAUAUUUGUCUGAUACUUUCUUAUCACUAGAAAUGAUUAGUUAACAUAUAAAUUAUAUUUUAAUGCAUUCCCAUUUACUUGUGAUGUGCAUGUCGUGUUAUCAUGUAUAAAAUGUUUCACUAAUUUCGCAUUGAUAGCAUUAUGUUAUUAAUAACAUUGAGUUUGUCAUUCUAAUCAUGUCAGAUUAUGUGUGAACGCUCUGAAUUGUGCUAUGCACAAAUACAUCAAUUUUCUUGACAGGAUUUUUCCUCUUAUAUCCAUCAUUUUGCUUAGAGAUCUAAGAGGAGCUUGAUAGUUAUGAGUAUAGAGAGACAUCAUGAACACUAUAGUAUACAGCAUCACAGAAAUAUUCAGUUAGUGUUUAGAGAUUGUACAUGUGCAUAAUUGCUGUAUGGACUUUAACCUGAUUAACCUCCUGUGGUCAUGUUUGUCAUUGUGUUGAUAUAUCUAGUCAGAUCUCCGUCAUAACUGUGUUGUGAUUUUAUGUUAAGGUAACUGACCCACAAAACGGUCAACAAUUAUGCCAAUUGAUCACAUAUUAUUUUUUGCAAUAUUUCAAACAAAAAGGAAAUGGGGAGAAAAUAUACACAAAAAAGGUUAUGUGGCCUUAAAGAUUGCAAAAUCACCCAGUUUUCUCCAAUUUCAGUUGAAAAAUAGAGCAAAUAUACAACUGAUGAUAAAAUUAUGUAUGAUGUACUGUCAGUUAUUAAAUUUACAUAUUAAUAAUCAGUAAGCAAAUACCUUCCAAAUGAUACCAAAAUUAUAUGGGGUCACUUGGCAUCAAAAUUUAACAUGAAGGUUAAUGGACCUAUCAGAGGUUAUUUGUGGGUCGGAUACUUAAAGUCUUUGUUACAAACAUAUGUUUGGAAGUGUAAACAAUGAAGGCCAAAUCAUAUGUUCUUAUUGUUUUCUGGGAGCAAAAAAGUGUAUUAAAACUAUUGCCAUGUGUUUUCAUGUUGAAAACAGGAUAGAAAAAAUCUUCACAUCAAUAGAGCAAUGAAAUGUAUUUACCAUUGGGUCCUAUUUUUUUACUAAUUUUCUGACUCAUUUGUUCAUGGUCAAAUUAUUAUUCAUUUGUUAUACAUGUAUAGAAAAAACAAAUAAAACUCACUGGAAAUCAAUCAUGAUUAUUCUAUCUAUUUAUUCACCUAUACUUAAUUCUUCAAUAAUUAAAUGAAUAAUUAUGAGUGUUAUGUUUUAAACAAACGCUAUAGCAAAAAAUGUUUAAACCAUUUACUGUUUACAUUUAUUUAAAAGUGUGUGUAACUAUUAUGUUGUUAUUAUUUUAUAUUUGUUGUUUUAACAAAUGCACGGACCUAUGCUUUAUCGGUCCGUGACGAAUGUAAUGAUCAAGAAUAAAAUUAUCACAAAUGGCA